GCUUGGCUGAGUGGUACAGAUGACGGUUUGGUGAUCACUCCUUCUCUGGUAGACUGGUUCUGGAUCCAAAGUCCAAUUAAAUUGAGUAAGACUGGAAUCUACUUACUAACAAGUACUAACUACUAAGAUGCUAGUUGCAGUAAAAUUUUUCAUGACAGGACUAGGAUGCUUUCAAGGCUUUCAAAUGCACCUUUAAAUCUACAGAAAUUAUUUCCUAGGAAUGUAGUGAAGUUGAAGAAUUAUUGUAAGAUAACCAAGAAUACAGGCCAUCUAGACAGCACAGCUGAAAUACAAAUUUUAAGCCAGUUAAACAAGCCUUUCGUUGAUAACAAUUGUACUCACCUUGCUGGAGGAUAUGGAUUCUCUGUGUUCUGUAGUGGGAAAACCUUGAAUGUGAUUGGAUUAAACACUAAAUCACAACUUGGGAUUCCAUCCAAUCAUAGUUCGGUAGUUGACCAUAUCACAAGAGUUGAUUUAUCAUUGAAAAAAGAUUCUAAAAUCCUUGGCAUUUCUUCGGGACGUUUACAUACAAUUAUAUCAACAACUGAAGGAUUAUUUGCUGCAGGAUGCAACACAUUAGGCCAAUGCGGUUUGAACCUUGAGAAAGAGAUUGAACACUUUACGAAAAUUGAGUGUCCAAUCAUAAAUUCAGUAAAGCAGGUAUCUUGUGGCUUAGAUCACACUUUAGUUUUAACUGAAGAUAACCAAAUAUUGUCUACAGGAUGGGGAGCUGAUGGUCAAACUGGUUUAGGACAAACGAUGGAACAGCAUUCUCUAGCGCAAGUUCAAUUUCCCAGUAACGUGCGAAUCAAUAAAAUAGCUACGAAAAUAGAUUCCUGUCUUGCUUUAUCGGACGAAGGACUCGUUUAUUCAUGGGGAAACUCCGAAUACAAUCAAGUUGGGUUUGCAACUAAUGACAGAAAAAUCAACAUACCGACCUUGAUUCCAACGUUGAAGGACGUCGUUGAUAUUGCGAUUGGUAAUACCAUUGGCGUUGCUUUAACAGCUGAAGGCGAUGUGUUAAUCUGGGGCUACGGUUUGCUCGGCCGAAAUGACCAACCUCUUCUAUCAAAGAAACCAAAGAAAUUGACUUUCUUACCCGAGAAACGAUUUGUGGCAGUGGAUUGUGGUUUGAAUUAUAAUGUCUUGUUCACAGAAGAAAGAGAACUUUAUUUCUGGGGGAAAUGUGGUACAAUGCUUUCUCGAUUUCCUCAAAAGAUCGCCUCAAACAUAUUAAAGUUUUGUUGUGGAGUUAAUCACUUAACAAUAAUAAUUGAUGAAGAUUAUUGAACAUGGUUGUCGUGUAACGUUACUCUGUUCAAGUUUUGUACUACAGAUUUUAUUCAAUACUAAUUCAUGAUUACAUAGUAUUCAUGGAAUUCUUAUAAGCUGAAUAAAAAAAAUGGCCUGUA
Molecule: messenger RNA, 1412 nt
Organism: Xenia sp. Carnegie-2017
Lineage: Eukaryota; Metazoa; Cnidaria; Anthozoa; Malacalcyonacea; Xeniidae
Product: RCC1-like G exchanging factor-like protein
Exons: 12
Coding region: 166-1290 (374 amino acids)
Source: RefSeq, a predicted model, not a curated record